Plectropomus leopardus (leopard coralgrouper) is the source of this 1861-nucleotide messenger RNA. The record is from RefSeq and is a predicted model, not a curated record. Lineage: Eukaryota; Metazoa; Chordata; Actinopteri; Perciformes; Serranidae.
ACCAAAACAGGAAGAGAGAAAUGGCAUCAGUGUUUGGUGGAGUAGAGGGUGGAGGGACACACUCCAAAGCGGUGCUGGUGGCAGCAGAUGGAAAGAUCCUGGCAGAGACAGAGGGACCGUCAACCAACCACUGGUUGGUUGGGGUGGACAAAUGUAUUGAAACCAUCAACGACAUGGUCCAAAGAGCCAAGAUGGAGGCAGGGCUGGAUCCAAACACUCCACUGUGCUCAUUGGGCAUGUCUCUGAGUGGAGGGGAGCAGAAGGCCGCUAUCGACAAACUGAUUGCUGACAUGAAGCAACGGUUCCCCACUCUGAGCCAGCACUACUUCAUUACCACAGAUGCAAUCGGAGCUAUGGCGACCGCCAGCAAUUGUGGUAACUAUUCUUCUUCUCCUCUUUUGAGGGGUGACCUCGGCCUGCCCAUCCUGUGUGUGGGCUCAGUGUGGAAGAGCUGGGAGCUUCUGAAGCCAGGGUUCACCGAGGUCUUGGAUAAAGUGGCAUUAUCUGACCAGUUCAAAGGCCGUGUCCAUGGCUACAGCCUCAUGAUUUUGCAGCAGUCUUCAGGCCUUGGCGGUGCGAGUCUGGGGGCUCAGAGUCUGGGCACCCCCAUAAGUAUGGAUUAUAAAGCCAACGCCAAAGUCUUCUACCAACACUCUUUUAACAGCAGCCAAUGAGCGUUAAGCUGCACAUCCUGUAGAUCUCAACCAUCAGUGCUCAGAUAAAGGGAAACUGUAAAGGUUAUUAAAAAUAUUACAAUCCAUAAUGGUAUAGCUCUUGAUCCGACAUCAGUGCAAGACGCCAAGAAGGUGAAAAUAUUUAAGAUAUACAGCUGCAGAGCGCCUGUUUUGACCAUUAAAUUUCAUAUUACUUUCAUUGUACUGUAAUUGCAAAUCUUUGCACCUUUACAACACUUGUUUACAUUUGACCGUAAUAAUUAAAAAUACUGUUAACUUGGCAGGAAGCUCGUUCAGGGUUGUAAUCUCUGAUCUCCAAGAUAAUUGAAGUUCCAUUUAAACUGUGAUCCAAAAAAACUGUUGAUGUUAUGUCUUAGGUAAAGCUAAAAAUUAUUAAAUUCCUGAAUACAAGGUUAGUUUUUUUACAUUUGGUUUAUAUAUUUUAAUGUUAAUAUAGCUGAAGAAUUCAACUCUUGAUUCAUCUUUUAUAGGCUUUCUACACUUUUGUUUUUCAGUUGUAGAUGGUGCUAUUACACUAACAUUUGACUUGUGACAGUCACAUCACAGUGUGAGUUUUGUCAAUGAUAAUAUAACAACUAACAAGAGGCAUUCAUUCUAGUGGAUCUAUGUGUACUGAGAUAUUACUUAAUACAUGUGGAAGACAUUCUUUAUUCACAGCACAAUAAUUUUCUUGUCAUCAAUUUUAUGUUAUUUUGUCAUUUUGCAAAUGACAAAGCAGCUCGAAUACACAGUAUGUAAAUAAACUGCAGCUCAAAUAUACUGCCAAGAGCAGAUAGAUGAUCUUUUUAAGGUGUAUUCAGAUUAUGGUGCGGAUUCAUAUAAUAACAUUCAUAACAAAAUCAUUGUUUACAAUGAAAGAUACAUUUUUGAAAAUAUAUUUCUGGAAUUAUUUGUCUGAAAUCUGACAGUAUUUUAUCCUUGUAACGAGCCAAUAAUAAAUUAGGAUGUUUAAAAUGAUACUCUGUACUUCUCCCACUGUCCGCUGAAUCACACCAUGUAAGAAUGCACUUUCAGCAACCGAAUAGUACAUGAACUAUAGUAAGAGUAACCGGAUAGGAAUGCAGAAGAUGUAGAGUCAUUUUUGAUCACAUAUUUUUCCAGAAUUAAGAAUUGUUAGAAUAAAUAAAAUUUAAUUAAAAACAGUUGCAGAAACAUUCUGCUGUCUC